This is a messenger RNA of Geodia barretti, 1498 nucleotides long. Lineage: Eukaryota; Metazoa; Porifera; Demospongiae; Tetractinellida; Geodiidae. The record is from the annotation of a GenBank genome assembly.
AGUGCUUUUCAUUUGAAGUUGGUAACGACACCCGCAAUGCCUGCGCAUACCUAAACAAUUUCACCCCCAGGGGGAGCUAGGGAUAUCAGUAGCGUCUCGCUAUUGAAAUGCUCGGAGUACUUUGGCGAGGAAAGGAGCCAUUGGCAGUGUUGUGGGGAGCGGUUAAAAUUGUCUGUAGGAAUUACGGCAGUUGGAGUCACAAUCUUGAUUUUGACGUUGUUGUGGUAGGUGGUGGGCAUGCAGGAAUUGAAGCAGCGGCUGCAGCGAGUCGUGUAGGCUCCCGUGUUGUAUUAAUCACUCAGAAACUUUCCACAAUAGGUGAAAUGUCGUGCAACCCAUCGUUUGGAGGAAUUGGAAAGGGGCAUUUGAUGCGAGAGAUUGAUGCCCUUGAUGGUCUUUGUGCUAAAAUAUGUGAUAAAUCGGCUAUUCAAUUUCGUGUUUUGAAUCGAAGUAAAGGACCUGCUGUGUGGGGCAUACGGGCUCAAAUAGACAGAGAUAUGUACAAGAAAAACAUGCAGGAUGUUGUAUCAAGCACACCGGGUUUAGAAAUGAUGGAGGAUUCUGUGGAGGAUAUUAUGCUUCAGCCAUCAUCUUCAUGUCAAAGGGUGGCUGGUGUGCACCUUGCAUCAGGUAAAAGUUUGAAGUGCAAAGCAGUUGUUAUUACUACUGGUACAUUUUUGAACGGGAAAAUAUACAUAGGUCUAGAGAGCUUUCCUGCUGGCAGAAGAGGAGAUGCCCCUUCUAUUGCCUUAGCAAGUGUACUUGAUGAUGCUGGAUUUCUUUUAAGACGGCUUAAAACUGGAACUCCUCCUCGGAUUGAUGAGAGAACUGUGGACUUCAGAUAUUUAGAAAGACAGUUUGGUGACAAGCCACCUAUUCCCUUUUCAUUUCUCAACCUUAAAGAUGGAUUUCAGGUGCAUUUUGUUUUUGCUUUGCUCCUUGGUGCAUGGACAUGCACAACAGGGUUUCCCAUAGUAUGUUUUGCCUGUGUCAGUGUUUGCCCUAUUUUCCCUCCACACAAAACCCACACAUGUUGAGUAACACAAUGGGGAGACUACUCGGAUUGUUUAUGCGUACCAUAGUUUGUCCUGUCUUGAUGUAUGUAGUUUUCCACUAUGCACGUUCUGUCUGCGUUUGUCUCAGUGCAUGUAGAUUUCUCACUCUGUAUGUCUUGUCAUUAUCGCGUUUUUGUGCCAGUCAACAAAACAACUGCUGGGGUAUAGCACUAUCACUAAGUACGGUAGUACUUAGUAUAUAGGGAUGACACAGGUUGUCCUGCAUUAUGCCCAUACAUUGAGAUUUUCAUGUUUCACUUUCUAUUUCAAUCAGAUCCAAUUUUUGACACAUCAGACUAAUUUGUAUCGUCACAAACAGCAUGUAUCCAAGAAAUAGCUUAUAUCGAUUCUUGUUGUUGUUGUUGUUUAGUUUAGACAUGCUUAUCUCAAAAACCAGGUGAGAUAUGGAGAUAAAACUUUGCACAAAGAUUGGAAUCCAUGAC